AUGGCUUCUCUUUUCAGGCCUCUCCAGAGAUCUUAUAAUUAUCUUUACCGGACUGCUCACGAGAAGCCAGUGAUGUUUUACUCGGUGGUAUUGGGAGUUAUCGGGCCAGUUAUGACCAUCGCUAUUCCGCCGUUGAGGGAGUCUUUCGGUUACGUGCCCCCUCCAGCGGUCCCUUCCUCGUAUCCUCUGCCGAACAGGCCCAGACGACCUCUCUCUGGAUACGAUGACGAAUAG
Messenger RNA from Lentinula edodes (shiitake mushroom), 234 nucleotides. RefSeq lists its product as uncharacterized. Lineage: Eukaryota; Fungi; Basidiomycota; Agaricomycetes; Agaricales; Omphalotaceae. The record is from RefSeq and is a predicted model, not a curated record. Bases 1 to 234 code for a protein of 77 amino acids. The transcript has 3 exons.